This is a messenger RNA of Trichoplax adhaerens, 693 nucleotides long. RefSeq lists its product as uncharacterized. The coding region runs from base 1 to 693 and encodes 230 amino acids. Lineage: Eukaryota; Metazoa; Placozoa; Uniplacotomia; Trichoplacea; Trichoplacidae. The record is from RefSeq and is a predicted model, not a curated record. Gene Ontology annotation, molecular function: protein binding. The transcript is spliced from 7 exons.
AUGGCAGGAUCGUACAAAAAUGUUAAGAAAUUGCUUGAGGAGGCUAAAGUCAAAGGUCAUAAGGAAUUGGAUUUAUGCGAUCGAGGUUUAAUUAAUUUAACUGAUCUACCCACUUGGAACCGACUUCGCCAUUUAACUACAUUGACGCUAAGUCACAAUAAAAUUUCCGCAAUUCCUCCUGCGAUAAGCGAUCUUUCCAAUUUGGAAUGUCUUAUCCUUUGCAAUAAUGCAAUUCAGUUCUUUCCAACUUUUAAUUUAGCUACCCUUAGAGCUUUAUACCUUGGUGAUAAUGAAAUUGAAAACGUUCCUCCUGAAUUUGGAAAGCUGAAGAGCUUGCAAAUUCUGGUUUUACGGGAUAACUAUGCCAUCUCCUUGCCAAAUGAGAUCGGAAACUUAUCAGACUUGAAAGAGUUACACUUGCAAGGGAACCGUUUGACAGUACUACCUCCCGCAUUAGCCGACUUAGGACUAAAUAUAUCAAACGGGGUUAUUCGCUUAAGCGAGAACCCAUAUGUAAAACCCAUUGCAUCUCAGCUGGCCAAUGGCAUAGACAAGUUAAUGGAAUAUUUAAAGUCAGAUACUUAUAAAUAUUUAUAUAGUAGGCAUCUACAACAGGCUGCUACUGACAUUCCGCCUAAGAUUGAACUGGAUCAUAAAUUAAGUCGCUCUCAAAAGAAAAUUAAAAGUAUUUAA